UGUACUAAUUUAUCGUGUGACGGUGCACAAAGAUCUUUAACCGGUGUUGUAAGAUAAAUAAAUUUGUUAUUUGUUAUUUGUUGCAGGAUAUUGACAAGCGGUGUUUUCUUUCAAAAAUAUUUGGAAUGUAGUUUUUGAAAAAAUAAAAAAUAUCCAAAUCAAAAGGAAAUAAUGCAGGCUCCGGAGCGUGGACGGAAGUUGGUAGAUGCCCUGUUAUGUGGGAAAGAUGAAGAGGCGAUCAAACUGUUAGAAGGGAAAGUUGACUUUUCCAUUGAAAACAGAGGUGACAAUGCCAUUCAUUUGGCGGCAAGGAGAGGUAAACUGAAAGUCGUUCAGCAGAUGAAGAAAGUUAAUGUUGACCUUGAACAGAAAAAUGUUCAUGGUAAUGUUCCUAUGCACUAUGCAGCCAAGGGAGGCUAUCUGGACCUGGUUCGGUACCUAAAAGAAAACGGCGCUAAUUUAAAUAUUCAGAAUAACGAUGGAGAGACGCCCCUGCACGAGGCAGUCAAGACCCAGACGAUGGAUGUGAUUGAAAACCUGAUAGAUCUAGGCAUGUCGCCUGUUUGUAAAAAUAAAAGGACUGGGGACACGCCACUGCACACUGCAUUAAGUUACGGAGCUGUUGAGGCUAUGGAAGGGUUACUAAUCAAAGGUGCCAAGGCCAGUGCGACAAAUAAGGAGGGAAAAAGACCGGAUGACGUGGCAAAGAACGUGGCCAUUAAAGAAAGCCUCCGGAUGUACGCUACCAUGCUGAUUGCAAUGAGUUCUGGAUACAUUAAAGCGAAGGGAAUGAAAAUUUCACACCGCAACGUGUCGCAGCCACUUACAAUAGAACGUGUAGGCGUUAUCAUAGAAAACAUUGACAUUCCUAGAGAAUUUCCAACAGGAUUUUACUGUCGGCGGGAGAAAGUAGAAAACGCAACCGUGAAAUUAAAGAAAUACGAGGAGGAGUCUGUUUUCAGUGACGUUUUCCAUAUAAGGAUUUUUGAAACAAACAGAGACUGUAAAACAACAAUGUAUCUCCCCGUGUUUAAAGCGCCAUCUGAGAAAGAACAGCUGGUGAUACAUUUUAUAAACGUAGCAGAGGAAGACAUGGUGGUCGACAACGCUACGGUUAGAAACCAGGUAAACUAUUAG
This is a messenger RNA of Ruditapes philippinarum (Manila clam), 1137 nucleotides long. RefSeq names its product ankyrin-1-like. The coding region runs from base 172 to 1137 and encodes 321 amino acids. The transcript is spliced from 9 exons. Lineage: Eukaryota; Metazoa; Mollusca; Bivalvia; Venerida; Veneridae. The record is from RefSeq and is a predicted model, not a curated record. Gene Ontology annotation, molecular function: protein binding.